GCACCAAACACGCCGAACCCCAAACCACACCUCAACAUGGCCCGAGGAAGCAGCCAGCGGAAGAAGCAGUCGGCCACGGACCGGCAGAAGACGAAGCAGCCGCUCGAUGGCAGGCCCAAGAGCAUGGUCAUCCGCAUCGGCGCCCAGGACGUCGGCAGCAGCGUCAGCCAGCUGGUGCAGGAUGUGCGCCAUGUCAUGGAGCCCGACACGGCCGUGCGAUUGAAGGAACGACGCGCCAACAAGCUCAAAGACUACACCACAAUGUGCGGCCCUCUCGGCGUCUCCCACCUGCUCCUCUUCUCGCGCUCAGAGUCCGGCAAUACGAACCUACGUCUCGCCCGCACACCGCGCGGUCCAACCCUGCACUUCCGCGUCGAGAACUACUCGCUCUGCAAGGACAUCAUAAAGUCGAUGAAGCACUACCGCGCCGGCGCAACAGACUUCCAAGUCGCGCCGCUGCUCGUAAUGAACAACUUCCUGACCUCCGACGCCGAACGAGAACGCCUGGGCGACAAAGCGCCCCCAAAGCACCUCGAGAAGCUGGUAACAGACAUGUUCCAAGGCCUCUUCCCGCCAAUACAACCCCACACGACACCCCUGCACACGAUAAAGCGCGUCCUACUCCUCAACCGCGAGCCCCCCACAGAAGAAGGCGGCACCUGCACCAUCUCCCUGCGCCACUACGCCAUCACCACCAAGAUCACAGGCGUGCCAAAAGCCCUGCGCCGCCUCUACGCCGCAGAGAAGCUCAUCGGCAGCAAGGACAAGAAGAAGCGCGACCUGCCCAACCUCGGCGGCCUCACAGACGUCGCAGACUACAUGCUCGACCCCUCCGCCGCAGGCUACACGUCCGCCUCGGAAACCGAAGCAGACACCGACGCCGAGGUCGAGGUCGCCACCCAGGUCCGCCAGAAAGUUCUCUCGCGCCGCGAAAAGGAACGCCUCGCUGCUGGCGACGAGCCGAGUCGUGCCCGCGCAAAGGGCGGGAAACCCCGCGUCGAGAAGCGUGCUGUCAAGCUGGUUGAGCUCGGCCCCCGCAUGGUCCUCCGCCUGACAAAGGUCGAGGAGGAUGUCUGUGGUGGCCGCAUCAUGUGGCACGAGUACAUCACAAAGAGCAAGAAGGAGAUGCAGGACAUGGAGACCAAGUGGGCGCAGAGGAAUAAGGAGAAGGAGGAGAGGCGACGCAUUCAGAAGGAGAAUAUUGAGAAGAAGAGGAAGGAGAGGGGUGAGAAAGGCGAGGGUGCCGAGGGGGCUGAGGGCGAGGAGGAAGAAGACGAGGAGAUGGAUUAUGGAGAUUACGACAUGGAUGACGAUGUCUGGAACGACGAGGCGGAUGCGGGUGAAGGCGAGGACGAGGAUGAGGAUGAGGAUGAUGAGGAGAUGGAGGACGAGUAGGCUGGACAUAGUCGAUAAUGAUACCCCCUCCAUCCAUCCACAUACCCUCACAACCCAACACGUCACCCCCUCACCUUCCGAAUCACCACCCUAUCCCCCUCCGCCAACUCCCACCCCACACCAUCCUGCACCAGUUCCUCCCACCCCCGCUCCGCACACCUCUCCACAAACCGCCUCUCAGCCCCCAAAUACCCCUUCCCAAGACACUUCAACGCAUGCACCCUCACCCCCUGAUCCGCAAACCCCAUAACCGCCCUCUGAUACCCAUCAACCGCACGUCUCAUCUUCCAAUACACGACCCAAUUAUCCUGCACGAGCGCGCCCAGCACCGCCUCAACGCGGCGGUCCUUGUACCGGAAGCGGAGCUUCGUCUCGCGCGCGAGCGGCACGUCGGACUGGCGGCACGCUUGGUCGAGGAUCAGAAGGC
Molecule: messenger RNA, 1822 nt
Organism: Dothidotthia symphoricarpi CBS 119687
Lineage: Eukaryota; Fungi; Ascomycota; Dothideomycetes; Pleosporales; Dothidotthiaceae
Product: Brix-domain-containing protein
Exons: 2
Coding region: 37-1395 (452 amino acids)
Biological process (GO): rRNA processing; ribosomal large subunit assembly
Cellular component (GO): preribosome, large subunit precursor
Molecular function (GO): rRNA binding
Source: RefSeq, a predicted model, not a curated record